Lycium ferocissimum is the source of this 1466-nucleotide messenger RNA. RefSeq lists its product as uncharacterized. The transcript is spliced from 2 exons. Lineage: Eukaryota; Viridiplantae; Streptophyta; Magnoliopsida; Solanales; Solanaceae. The coding region runs from base 134 to 1078 and encodes 314 amino acids. The record is from RefSeq and is a predicted model, not a curated record.
CCAUUUUUCAAAAAUUGAAUGUACUACAAACACUCCUCGAACUCCCCCAUUAAACUACAGUAUUACUCAAAUCUCACGUCUUCUCUGAUCCCCUUUGUCCUCUCCACAUUCUUCACUUUGACUCUCUUUUCCCAUGGGUUGCGUUUCAUCCACUCUGCUAAACCAGGACCAUGAAUUCACCCAAAUGGGUGGCUCUGCUGCCGGCUUCAGCCAUCACAUUGUCUCUCUCACUUCCACCACUUAUGGUCUCAUAACCCUCGACCCACCUUCCUCUCCCCCACCCCCCACCACCACCACUACGCCUCCUACCCCUACCCCACCCCCUCGACACACUCUUGGUUCACUUUUCCCAAGCCCCUUGUCUGAACCAAGAAUCCUCAAGUCACACACUUCUGACAUUAUCAAUUCUUGGGAACUUAUGGCUGGUCUUGAUUCCACCCCCAUCACUGACAGCUUUCGGUUUCCAUCUUUACGCAAAUCAUCAUUCUUCAACAAAGAGAAUUCAAGCCCCAAUGUUGCUGAUGGGGUUGAUAAAGCUGACAUUUUUAAGUUGUCUUGUGGUUCUGAGCUUGAUGGGUUUGAAAAGCUUUGUCCGCCAAACGGUGAGGAUAAAAUAGUGAUCUAUACGACGACGUUGAGGGGUGUGAGGAAGACCUUUGAGGCUUGUAAUGCUGUGAGAUCAGCCAUUGAGGGGCUUGGGGUUUUGUAUUCUGAGAGGGAUAUCUCAAUGGAUAGGGGUUUUAGGGAAGAAUUGAAGGAGCUGGUGAAGGGUAAAGAGAGUAGUGAGUUAAUACCUCCAAGGGUGUUUUUUAAAGGGAGGUAUAUUGGUGGGGCUGAAGAGGUAAUGAGUAUUGUGGAGGAGGGUAAUUUUGGGGAUUUGCUACAAGGGUUACCUAAGGUGAAAGCUGGUUGUGUUUGUGAGGGUUGUGGGGGUGUUAGGUUCAUGCCUUGUUUUACGUGUAAUGGGAGCUGCAAGAUGGUGAAGGAAGACGCGGAACAGAAUGAAGGCAAAACUGUGGUGAUAAGGUGUACCGAGUGUAAUGAAAAUGGAUUGGUGCUUUGCCCCAUUUGUUGCUAAUUGAUGCAGGAGCUGUGACUGUAAGGACCUAGCUCGGGUCCACUACUAUUUGUAACGCAGUAAAUCGAUUUUGUACACACCAAAAUGCAAGAGGAUACUUAACAGAUAAAGCUGCAAUAUUUUACAUCGAGCUCUCAAGGGCAUCUUCUGAAAGAUUAGGCUGAAGUUUGGGCACAUUCGGUGAAACAAGUGAAGAUUCAGCACUAAGUGGUAGUUUCUUAGAUUCUGAAUGAAACAACUGGCCUAUAGGUGUUAUCUACAUGUAUCAUGAGAUGCAAUGUGAAUUAUAACGUACCAACAACAUUCAAUAAUAUAUCAAUGCUAAGUAACAUGAUAUUUGAAUCUAAUGACAUUUCAAAUUUAACAUUUCCAGAAUGGAUUGUGUUCU